GGGUGUCAGCCAGCCAGCCAGCCGACUCGCGGACAAGCAAAGCAGUAACGGACGCGCAGUCGGGCGUAGUGGUUCGUCGUCACAGCGCCCGCCAUCUGUCGGCGUCGGUCCCCACGUGCUGACGUGCAAGCUGAAUUUGACAAGCCAAAUCAAUUCACCCCCUCAGUGGGCGCAAGCAUAGGUAAAUCUCUGUCGUAGUGUUUGUACUCACCCUGUAAGUGAUUUUUGGUGUUUCUCGAGACUUUGUCCCUCUUCCCUCGAACUUUAUGGGCAUAAUAAAGAUAUGCAAUGUCUCAUAAGCAUUAUAAGAAGUUAAAGUGUCAUGUAAAUGUAAUAAAAUGUUUAUUUUAGUGGUUUACGUACGUUGAAUGGGACAUUAGUGGGUGAAACCAUUAUUAUUCUUAACAUUUUUAACUGAAAUUUAGUGAAAUACGUAAUUAUCUGUUCACUAGUGUUUAUAUUGCUUGAAGAAUGGAAUUCCGCUUUUAGUGUGUGUAAGUGAACGUGUUUUAAGUGUUUAAUUUGUGAAUAAAAUCAAUAUUAUUUCCCUUCUACAUGAGUAAACAUUAGGACUGAUAUUUGAAUGAGAAUGGUAGUGAAUGAAAGAUCAAAGCGAUUAAAUUAAUUUAAAUCUGUUAGAAAGAAAUUAAGUUAAAUGUACAUUAGUUAUUCGUAAUCAGAUGUAACUGAAAUAUAUGUUAUUUAUCCCAUUCGACUGAGAAAUGCCUCGAAAUGAACUGGAAAAUUUAUAUUUGAAUCACUGUGAACAAACAAAACGAGGAAACAGUUGAAGUAAAGAGAUUCCAUUAUCAGAAUCAGAUUUUCUGAUCUAUUAUCUCAAUUAAAAGAAAUCUGAAUGAAAGGAACCAAACAAUUUUCAACUAUGACUUUAUUCAUCAGACUUCCUGGAUUCAACCCCCUCGUGAUCUUCUGCAUUGGCACUUUAAUCAGCAUCUCAUCAACUGGUGUUCGUGGAUUGCGUGGGGUGCAGAUCACCGUCCCAGAGGCGGUUCCUACUGGCGAUCUGGCGAGACUCAACUGUGACUACGACCUGGAGAAAGACCAGCUGUACACCAUCAAAUGGUACCGUGGAGACGAAGAAUUUUACCGCUUCGUGCCCAAGGAAUCACCACCAACCAGGGUGUUCCCACUGCAGGGUAUUCACGUUGACAUCUCCCAGUCAAACGCCUGGACGGUGGCUCUACGAGAUGUGCAGCGUGACCUCACGGGGUUCUACAAGUGCGAGGUGUCGGCGGACGCUCCACUCUUCCACACCGAGAUCAAAUCUGGUCUCAUGAUAGUCGUAGACCUUCCUGAGGGCGACCCGACUCUGUUCGCUGAGAAACACAAGUAUUCGUUGGGAGAGAAGAUACGGGCUAACUGCACGUCACGUGCGUCCUACCCCGCAGCCAAUCUCACGUGGUUCGUCAACGGACAACAGGUCAUGAACUCACAGCACACAGUGGUGUACCCCUCUACCGUACAAGAAGUUGGAGGUAUGGAGGUAUCACAGACGAGCCUGGAGCUUGAAGCUACUAGUGGAGUUUUCAGGGAAGGAAGGCUUCGGCUCAGGUGUCUGGCCACCAUCUUCACGCUGUAUCGCCGUAGUGAAGAGCUGGAGCUCACUGAAGACACGCCUCAACUUGCACCGGUCAUGGGACCCACAGCCCCACAUAGUCUCGAUUUUGGAAUCAGAAUGGAAUCUUCAGUCAAACUGAUCGUAAUUCUGAGUAUGGCACUACUUCUCGUCCUUAACACCAGAUAGCAUGAUUUAUUCUUGUAAAGCAUGUAAUGAAGUAACUGGUGAUAAACUUUUAAAUAUUUCGUUCAUUGUUUAAAAGUGAAAUAAGCAGUGCGCAAUGGACAGGCAUUGUUGUGUAAAUGGAAAUCCAAGUGUACCGGCUGACAUAGUGCAAGAAGUGAUAACAGAACAAGAUAUCCAAUGUGUCUCAUGUUCCAUAUUGAUGAGGACCUAGUAAUAUUUAUAGUGUUGCUAUCUCUAAGAUAUUUAAUAUUAAUUCAGUUUUGUACCAUAUUUAAAAGAACUAACUUUAAAGUAUCUCAUCUUUUGAUGCCAUAAAAUAUACCAAAGGAAACAAGAAGUAUAGUUGGGGGCUUCCAGUAGUGGUAACAUUUCAGACAUCUCAGUUCAGCCAUGUUCUUUUUUGAGCCCUAAAGAUAAAUAAAAAUGAGACAGUGAGUUGGAGGACGGAAGGGGUGUAGUUUCUUUAAUCACCAAUUUGAUGCAACAAAUUUUGAAGUCACUUUCAUAAAGUAGACAUAAUAUUUAAUAUUAAUGAACUUCAAAUAUUUACUGAUGUAUACUGAAUAUAUAAAAUUUAACACAACAAUUUCACAACAUUUCAGUUAAAGGUUUCCUUACUUGUUUCCCCAUUAUACGUAUCCAGUACCCUCAAAGAACUUUGGUCUCCUUAGGGACAGAUAUUCAUGCUUAUGCAUUAUUUGUUGUUGCUUCCAUCUCAUCUAUUUUAGCUCUCGUAAAUCAUUUUCUGCAACUCCAGGCAUCUCAAUCCGGUACUUCUCACCUUUUGUCAACUGUCAAAUUUUCGCCCCUUUUAAUUAUUCUUACUUCUUAAAAUGCCAUGAGGUUUUACUAUAAUUCCAUGUUAAACUCGUUCUUAUGAACGAUUUGGAGCAGAAAAAAAGAACACUAACUGUACAUACACUGACACACGUAACUGACAUUUUCCAUCUUCUGAUUUUGGUUGAAGAAACAAAGAGCUUUGAAGCAGUCUCUGCUUCCGUCAUCAAGUAGAAUUAUGAAAAAUAUUCUGCUGGAUGUAGUAGAAGGAACUAAUCUCUAUCCCCGGUCUGGGAAGGUUAGGUUAUUAUAAUGGUCCUAACGGAUUACGUUUCAUAUUUUUCCUGAUGACGGAAACAAAACCAGCUUCAGAACCUCGUGACUCUUUAACCAGUUGCUGUACUCUUUAUGGGCUGCAUUCAAAUUACGUGCACGAAAUGAAUCCAUACCCUUCAAAACAAUCUCCGCAGAUUUAUCACUAGACGUCCGUAUGUUCAUAGAUUUACUACAUGGGUCCUCAAACAAGUAAACUAUUUCUGCUUUAUUACGGUGAUGUUUCACAGCGACAAAACAACUAUUGUAACCUUUACGGGACGCCGUCUCACAGACGUCAAAGGGAAUCAAUGGCUUUAUAAAAGUAAGAGGAUUGAAAAUGUCAGUCAUAUGUGUCAGUUGUACACCUUCAUGACAAAAUUUCAGACAUAUUGACUUUACUUGCAAUCCGAUUAGAACCCCUGUGUUUCCAUACCAUUUUCUGUAGUAUUAUGCUGCAGAUUUGGCGAGAUGAAAGAAGGUUCAAUAGAACAUUUUAAUCAUAUGAUAACAAAUUGCAAUAUGUUGAUUUUCCGAAAUGAUCCUUAACACCAGGCAUGUUUCGUGUGUACAUAUAAGGUCGAUGCUCAAUCAUGCAGCCGUUUGAACAGAAGCGGCUUGAACAAUUGUAUUAGUCCUAUAUGUAAAUAAUAUUGUAUUGUAACUUUGUCAUGUAUUAUACAUAGAAUAAAUACCUAUAUUCACCCACACACGAGUUUAAACAUGAGAGGAAAUAUUUGUUAGGAUUUAGUUAUAUUUUGGUCUGGAGGUUUUAAAACACUAGAAGAGUGUCCUCACGUCUUACGAAGAUCCGUAGGACAAUACAGAUCAAAUCCGCUCUUCCACCUGUUGUGACAAAGAGCUAAAUGUUGAGUUCUCUAUGUAUGAGAGACUAGAAGAACAAUAACAAAACGUGAACAUCGAAAGUUAAACAUGGUGUGUGUGUUUAUUUUUAUGUUCAUUUGUGAAUGCGUUUGUCUUAUAUGUUGCAAGUACAAUGUAAUAAAUACACUCAUAUACAUUGUCAAGAGAAGUAAUAUUAACAGAAAUAAAGGUUGGGAAUUAGUAAAUA
Molecule: messenger RNA, 3926 nt
Organism: Cryptotermes secundus
Lineage: Eukaryota; Metazoa; Arthropoda; Insecta; Blattodea; Kalotermitidae
Exons: 6
Coding region: 857-1765 (302 amino acids)
Source: RefSeq, a predicted model, not a curated record